Molecule: messenger RNA, 9055 nt
Organism: Nerophis lumbriciformis (worm pipefish)
Lineage: Eukaryota; Metazoa; Chordata; Actinopteri; Syngnathiformes; Syngnathidae
Gene: nwd2
Product: NACHT and WD repeat domain containing 2
Molecular function (GO): protein binding
Source: RefSeq, a predicted model, not a curated record
AGCGCCGUCGGCUCUCAGAUGCGGCAGCAUGAGGCGAGGAGCACCCGGGCAAGCGGCGACCGUCCUCCCACCCCCAGGCGACCUCUCCUGGCCACGGGGAGCCUGAUGGGCGUUUUUGUCGUCCUCGACGCUCGGAUCUAACCCGGAAGCCGCGAAAUGAAGCGAAUGAACGUGAGCGCCAAGAAGUGUCCCGUUCCCUUGUCCUCCCUGGACGCAGAGCCUCGCCGCUCUUUUCUAGAGUUGAGCCGACAACUUUACGUCUGAUUUUCGCCUCUUUUGGAAGCAAACCUCGCCGGAUAGAGCAACUCUGGGGAAAGCGGCGACUUUCCGCCUGCUCCCUGCGGAAUAACCCACUCUUAGCGGUUAUUCGGCUUCACAAACGUCCUCUCCUGGCCACGCUGGAAGUCGCCCGCCAUGUGGCCGUCGGGAGUGGGUAGCCGGCAGCCUUGCCCGCGGGAGUCGGCGCUCCGCAGGGCGGCCAUCAGCGGCAACAUCCCGGCCCUGCCGCCGCACCACGUCCCCAGUGGUCGCAGCGUCCGCGUCUUCAUCUGUGCCAACCCCGACGAUACAGAGGCAGAGAGGAAUGCGCUGAAGGAGCAUGUCUACCCCAAACUACGGGACUUCUGCAGGGAGAACUACGGCAUUGAAUUCCAGGUGGUGGACCUUUACUGGGGCGUGGACCCAGAGGAGUGGGACAGUCCAGAGCUGCAGCGGCUCCGGAUGAAGCUUCUGGAGGAAUGUCUGAAGACGUCAGCGGGACCAUGCUUCGUUGGUUUGGUAGGAGAGAAGUAUGGCAGCAUCCGAGUGCCUGGUGAGGUGGAAUCAGCUGAGUUUGAGAUGAUCUUGGAUGCAGCGGUAGAGGCUGGGCUGGACACACACAUCUUGGACGAGUGGUACUGCAGGGAUGAAAACUCUGUACCACCCGCAUACUACCUCAAACCUAAAGCCCAAAUGCUCAAGAAUUACCAGAACUCUAUGGAGUCCAGCGGGGCAGCCAAGACCAAGAAUGACAAGGCCUGGAGGAAAGUGUCUGAGGAGAUCAAGCGGAUUUUCCGUACGGCAGUGCUGCAGCUUCAAGAGAAGGGGACAAUGCAGGGCACUGAGGCUAAGAAAUUCCUUUGCUCUGCGUUGGAGGAUGAAUUAGACUUUGCCCUUGGGAAACAAACUCCUGCCUUUCUCAGGAAAUGUGUUUGCUACAUACGCAAAAUCUCAAACUUUGACCGUUUCGCCAAACUCCCGGAGAUGUCCCGCUACAUGGACAUUGUGGUGAGCGGUGACCGCAUCAUGCGCAACCAGGAAGCCUACGAGCGCCUGUUGAAGGUGCGGGAUGAGUUUAUACCAACAGUGGUGGCGGCGUCCAACCUUCGUGUUUACUCCUCUGUCACACAUUGCGACAUGAAACUAGGCUACUCCCAGGAAGUGGAGAGCCAUUAUGUUGAGGGUCUGUGCAAACAGUUCUACGAGGACAUGGUGGAUAUUAUUCAGGCCACAGUCCAGCAGAACUUUGACACAGAGACUGACCCACUGUAUGAUGAAAUCCUGCAGCACUUGUCCCUUUGCAAAGCCUACGCAGCAUUGUAUGAAUAUAAAACUGAAUUCUUAGAUUACCUGCAGGAGUACAUUUUACCAUCUAAGGGGAGUAGGAUGAGUCCGCUUGUGGUGCACGGAGGACCCUGCACAGGAAAAACUUUGCUGCUUUCGGAAGUUGCCAAACAGGCCUACAUGUGGCUGCAGAAAGAGAUGGGCCCUGAAACUGACCCAGUGGUCAUUGUCCGUUUCAUUGGCUCAAGUCAGCCCUCUACAGACUUGCGCACCCUCCUCCAGAGCAUCUGUGAACAGAUUGCAAUAAAUUAUCGCUGCUUGAUUCACUUUUUGCCUAACAAGAUCCAGGAGAUGAGGGAGCUCCUGAUCAACCUUCUUGGGGAAUCCUCCUUUCACAGGCCUUUGGUCAUCGUACUGGAUGCCUUGGAGCAGCUGUCAGAUGCCGACGAUGCCCGGAAACUCUGGUGGCUCCCCAUACACCUCCCUCGGACAGUCCGCAUUGUCAUCUCAACAUUGCCCAAUAAACAUGGCAUUCUGCAGAAGCUCCGACAUAGCAUCCAUGAUGAGGACUAUUAUGUAGAAUUAACCCAGAGAGACCGCAAGGUUUGCAGCCAGACGUUAAAGCAACAGUUACUUGAUGUGAAGAGAAAGGUCACCUCAGGCCAGCAGAUCUAUGUCAACGAGGCUCUAGCCAAGUGUACAUUGCCAAUGUUUGUCAAUUUAAUCUACAGAGAGGUUGUCCACUGGAAGUCCCACAAAGAUGUUGAUGAAAAGUCUCUGUGCUCCACUGUUCAUGAAAGCAUAGAACAGCUGUUCUAUUCAGUAGAGAAUAAGUUGGGCCAAAGAUUUGUCUUUAGAGCAUUAGGAUAUAUCACCAUGGCUAAGGCAGGGUUAACUGAAGUUGAGUUAGAGGAUAUCUUAUCCCUGGAUAACAUAGUUCUUGGUGAUGUUAUAGUUGCAUCUUACCUCAAAAAUCCCUUGAGGAUCUCUUGUGAUUUGGUAGCGAGGCUCAAAGAGGAGCUGGAAGGUUAUCUAGUGGAACGUCAGGUACGCAAUGUCACCCUGAUGGUCUGGGCCAACAGACAUCUUCAUCUCAUUGCCCAGAAACUGUACCUAAGCAACGAGGAGGAUGUCCAUCAAAUGCACAGCCUACUAGCGGAGUACUUUCUGGGGGCAUGGUCAGGGGGCAGAAAGAAGAUUUUUACAUAUGACAACAAUCAUUUCACUUCCCAAAAUAUAUCACACCACAAAAACCCCCACCAUCAACAAUCCCAUGAGAAAACAUCAUCUGACAAGUACUCUUAUGACAGGCAAACACCUGAGCAACCUUGGGUCUUUCAGUGCAACCUACUGGAGCCUGACAUUUUUUUUGUCAACCACAGGAAGAUGACAGAGUUGGUGUUCCACCUCACCAGAAGUGGGCGCACUGAUGAUCUCAUGUUUGGCGUCAUUAUGAACUUUAGCUGGCUCUACACAAUGAUCAAGAUUGGCCAAUUUGAUAAGGCCUUGAACGAUAUUGACUUGGCAUACAGUUACACGCAAGAAAAAGAACUGAAGUUUCUAUCCACCACUCUCAGCAGCAUCAAGGUAAAAGUCUUGAAAAACCCAGCAUCCCUCUCGGCAGAACUGCAGCAAAGGCUUUUGCCAGUUGUCACCUCCUUGCCCAAACUUCGACACCUCCUUCUGGAGUGCGACAAGGAUGGUCCCAAGUACUGCUCAAUUGUGCCUCUGCACUCCUCGAUGGAUGUCACGUACAGUCCAGAGAGACUUCCUUUGUGCUCAAGUUACAUGCAGAUUGUGGAGAUCCUGCCCACCCUAGCCCCAAACAUCGUCCUUGUAGCGCUUGAAGAUGGGUCUGUCAGCACGUGGGAUGUCGAGAGCAGACAACUGCUACGACAGAUCGACACAGCCAAAUCUGUUGUGCUGGGAAUCAGACUAACCAGUGAUGAAAAAUAUCUUGUUGUGGCUACCACUAAAAACACACUUCUAAUCUAUGAUAAUCAUAAAUCCUGCCUUUUAUCAGAGGUUGAAAUCAAGGGGUCCAAACACGGUGGCAUCACUGGUGGAGUGGCCUUCAUCAAUGGCUUCACUUUGUCCACUCACCAUGCUUUAGCUUGGCUUGAGGCCAGUAAAGACGUCAACGUCAUCGACUUACUUUACGGCUGGCCUCUCUAUCAGUUCCAUUGCUGGUACGAGGUGACGUGUGUCCAGUGCUCUCCAGAUGGAAUGUAUGCUUUCUGUGGUCAGUACCUCAACACUGCAUCCAUCUUUCAUCUAGGAAAUGGCGACAAGUUGGCCACUGUUACAUCUGAGUUUUCUGGAGGUUUUGUCAAGUCAAUCCUUGUCCUGGACACUCUCAACCAAAUGGUGAUGACUGACAAUGAGGGUAGUCUCUCAGUAUGGAACACUAAAGAAAUCACCAACCCACGAUUGAUGGAGGAUUAUGACUGCAGAGGAGAUGAUAGUGAAGUGCUGAGCAUUGAGCUGUCUGAAGACCAGCGCUCAAUUCUCUUAUGCAAGGCCAGAAGUAUUGAGGUUCUAGAUACAAAAGUGUGGAAAAUGGUGGAGAAGUUUAAAGCCAAACGUAGCGAACGCUUUGUCGCUGCAGUUCUCUCCAAAAACGGACAAAGCAUUGUGGCCUCAAUGGAGAACACCUCUUCCAUCUUUGUGUGGAGAAGGGACAGCGGGCAAUGCAUGGCCAGCCUGAUUGAGAUAUCAGGGGCCAUUGUCAAACUCAUCAAAUCAGUUCACCACAAUCUGCUCCUUUCUGUUGCAAGCAGUGGAGUGCUGUCUGUUUGGGACAUUGAUAUCAUCACAGCAAUGUCUAAUAUUGACAAAACAGGAAAGAAGAUCCAAACAUUGCAGUUGUCUGGCAGAGAGGAUUAUGUGUUUACAAUGGAUGGAUCAGAAGCAGUCCAUAAGUGGAAUUUUGGCACUGGAUUUAUAGAGACUGUCUUCAAGCAUGAGGGCAUAGUGGAGAAUUGUGUGCUAACCUCCUCAGGUGAUCUAAUGGUAACUUCAGAUGACAAGUGCAGUCAGUACAUUUGGCAAACCAACUCUGGGGAGAACAUAUUUCGCAUCAACGGACAGAGAAUAUCCCAGUUGCUAAUCACCCACAAUGACCAGUUUGUUGUUUCCCUUUGUGAGCAAAAUGCCUCAAGGGUUUGGAGACUUGCCACAGGACACAAGGUGUGCAACAUCUUGGUCACCCUCCAGAACGCAUUGAUCACUACAGCCAACACAUUUCUUGUAGGAACCUCCAAAAACAAGCUCCUUGCUGUCAGCUUGUGGUCAGGCAGCGUAUCCAAAAAAUUUGUUUGUGAUGAUGGCAUCACUAUCGUCAGUUUCAAACUUAUCCCUGACUGCCCCGACUGCGUCGUGUUCAUCACAUCCACAGAGACCGUUUUCAUCUGGAGUGUGGCGGAUGAGGCCGUUUGCAGGCGUGUCCAGUUGCCGGCCAACUUCCUCAAAAAUCUUGAGGAUUUCCAGAUCUCACCCAAUGGCAAACAAGGUAUUGUGUCCAAAGGUGACGAGAAUAUUAAUGUGCUGGACCUGCACAGCGGGAAACUGAGGCUUGUUCAUGCUGCCGGUAUAAUCUGGCGUCAGAAAUUAUCACGAGACGGCCGCUAUCUCGUAUAUGUUUGCUUUCGCAACUGUGAUGAGGACGACGAAGCCGGCGUUGUUUCCAAUUUGAUUGUGAUGCGCCUUGCUGACGGUAAAAGCAUUGGCACAUGCUCUUUAUAUAAGACGCCCACUUUCCUUUCACUCUCUCAAAGAGCUUUGAACAUCAUCAUUGGCUUUGAGGAUGGCAGCAUUGGCACAUACACUGUGGUGGACCGUGUAGAUGCUGCGCUCAAGAUCAAAAUAGCCACCUCCAACAGCCGCCAGAUAGUCAACAAUGCUUCACAGAAAGUGCGGCCCAAAUGUGGCAAUCAUUCCUUUAAGAGUGUCGCUGACUGCAUUUGGAGGGAAUCAACAGAAGUCUUCUCCAGGGACAGCCCAAUCAAUGUGUCUGACUCCGGUGAAGCUCCACCACCGACCGGCCAAAUGGGGUGCCAUUGCUGCCGGAUGAUGAAAAGUUACAUGUCCGAUCCCUCUGUGGCGGCGGAUGUGAGGAAGACGGACUCCCUCUACCGCACACACAGCCUCUCAGGCGGGGCCCUUGGCGGCCGCCGCUCGCUGAACGAGGACAAGGAGGGCUUCCACAACCUGGCCUAUGACAGCAGCCUCAGACUCGAGGUGGACAACAACCACGUCAACCACAGGCUCCACGCCGCGCCUCCGCCCGCGCCAUCCAGCGCCCCCCCUGCAGAGGGGGGCCUCUACAUCAUCCAGCCGAACGCUCUGGGGCCGCAAUGGGUGAUGCGGGACACGCGCCACAGUCAGGUACCGGUGUACAAUCAGAGGGUCUUCGGCGAGUUGAGACAUUGGGACAGCAUCAAUGCGGGCGGAAGCCUGUCGGCGGACGAGGUGGACGAAGGUGUAGGGGGCACACCGGAGUACCCGUGCGACACGGGGGACGAGGGCAGUGUCUUGUCCGUGGACAUCCAAACCAGCACCACCAGCCUGUCGUCAGGCGACACCAGAUACGAGCGCAAAUGCAAGGCGGCAGACGUGUCCACCGUGGAAAGCGGCAUCUGCGUGACAAAGAGCGAGGACGAGGAGGACGAGGUGCAAAGCGUCACGGACUCAAUGGUGGCCGAGGCUCUCGCCGCCCUCGAAGCCGCCACGGCCGGGGAGGACUGUGAGUAAGGGAUGCCCGUGGACUGCAUUCAGAAGAAAACACGUUGCGAGGCAAGCGUGUCAACACUCCGGUCGUCCAGUGAAACCUUAGCGUUGAAUCAGCGUUUUCUUUUUUGCGAGUGGACAGAAUCUUUAGGCCUUCGUUAGGAUUUUCGAAGCGCAGGACCAAGCACAAUUUUCUCAUGUUCCUUUCUGCUGUGUGAUAUGAGUUCACACUCGCUGGUACGCAAAGUGGACAACCUUCUUUCAUUGAAACAAACCCUUUGAUGCACCCAUUUUUAGUAAUAAGGAGGACACAGGGAACUGGGACUUGACUUCAACAACUGUAUGAUCCAAAUCCCAGGGAUGUGUUUCCUUCGCCAGCUCCCACAAAUGUUUGUUGACUCCCCCCAGACUUCACAAACGACUGGCAUCACCGCCCAGGUGGCCGCUAAUGAGCACCUGCGGGCUCUGGUGCCGCAGCUCCCAGCAGACAGAAGCGGCACAUUUUAAGGCCGAAUGCAUUUUUGUUGCGUGGACGUGUUUGUUUGUGGCGCCACUCCGCUUCCUUACACUUGCACUCGGCAUCCGUCCGUCAAUGUUUCACCGCCGCAGACAUUCUUGAUCAGUGACCGCGGAGAGCAGCAAAUAGCCUGACAUGUUUGUGUUGUCCCCGGGCUUUUUGGGGAGCUUACAGUAAUUGCAGCGCAUUCUCCGGAGGAAGAAUGGCCAGAAAAGUACAGACUUCCAAAUGUAUUUCCUGGGGCAAGCCGAAUUCCAGGCCUGAUACCUCAUGAAAUGUUCACCCUCUCCCUGCAAACAGACCCUGAGAGUUAAACAUUACACCCAUCGAAGCGGCGCCUGCAUGUAGUCGUGUACUGCAGUUGAUUGGUCCAGAAGGUCGCGGUGUUUCGGCGUUAAACAUUGACCAGGCUUCCCUGCUGCCACCCCCUUCCAAAUGUGCACCGGUGCCCAAACCUGCGUAAUGGUGCACGAUGAGAUUAGAUUUUGUCAUGUGAGGAUUUUUUUUUUUUUUCCUUGGGGAAGAGCUGAGGUAAACAGCCGUGUGUGUACAACAAGAAUCAAUAUUUGCAGCCACGCCCGCCCAGCCCUGACCUCCUGUGUUUGGGCAAAGGGAAGCUCAGCCCCACAGGCGAGAUGGCGUCGCCUUGUGCACUUGAACCACGUGGACACGGCCCUACGGGCGCUGUGACUGCUUUCUAACGCUUACUUCUGCUGAUGCCUUUUUUACUCAUUCACAUACAUAUGUGACAUUUGCUAAAUGGUGGAGCGUGGCCGCGUUCAAAUUUCACUACACCAGUGUUUUUCAACCACUGUGCCGUGAAAUACAGUCUAGUGUGCUGUGGGAGAUUAUGUAUCCAUCCAUCCAUCCAUUUUCUACCGCUUAUUCCCUUCGGGGUCGCGGGGGGCGCUGGAGCCUAUCUCAGCUACAAUCGGGCGGAAGGCGGGGUACACCCUGGACAAGUCGCCACCUCAUCGCUGGGCCAACACAGAUAGACAGACAACAUUCACACUCACAUUCACACACUAGGGCCAAUUUAGUGUUGCUAAUCAACUUAUCCCCAGGUGCAUGUCUUUGGAGGUGGGAGGAAGCCGGAGUACCCGGAGGGAACAUGCAAACUCCACACAGAAAGAUCGAACUCACGACUACUCAGGACCUUCGUAUUGUGAGGCAGACGCACUAACCCCUCUUCCACCGUACUGCCUCACUUUAUGUACCGUAUUUUUCGGACUAUAAGUCGCAGUUUUUUUUCAUAGUUUGGCCAGUGCGAUUUAUAUAUGUUUUUUUCCUUAUUUUUUAUGCAUUUUCGGCAGGUGCGACUUAUACUCCGAAAAAUACGGUAAUAUGUUGCUUAUUUCUACAGUAGACUAUUAGUUCUAUUAUUAUAUUAUAGUUACUUUAUUUCACCUAAUUGGGUUAAAAAUAUUUUAUGCAAACCAGUAAUUAUAAUCCGCAAAUAAUGUGCCGUUGUUGAGUGUCUGUACUGUGUAGAGCUCGGCAGAGUAACCGUGUAAUACUCUUCCAUAUCAGUAGGUGGCAGCAGGUAGCCAAUUGCUUUGUAGAUUUCGGGAAUAACGACUUAAGAUUUGUCGUGAUCACAAUAUGCAGACAAAAUAAACUAAAGGCGAGUGCCGCUAAGAAAAGGCAUUGAAGCUUAGGGAAGGCUAUGCAAAACGAAACCAAAACUGCAAAGUAAACAUAAACCGAAUGCUGGACGACAGCAAAGACUUACAGCGUGUGGAGCGGAGAUGGCGUCCACAAAGUACAUCCGUACAAGACACGACAGUCAACAAUGUUCCCACAAAGAAGGAUAGCGUCCGCACAACUUAAGUAGUCUUGAUUGCUAAAAACAAAGCAGGUGCAGGGAAUAGCGCUCAAAGGAAGACAUGGAACUGCUACAGGGAACUACCAAGAAAACAGGAAAACACACCAAAAUAGGAGUGCAAAACACUACACAGGAAAACACCAAAAAACUCCAAAUAAGUCACGGUGUGAUGUGACAGGUCGUGACAGUACACCUAUUUUGAGACGAGCUAUAGUGAUGCAUGCUUGGUUAUGGUUUGAAUUCAUAUCCAACAAUUGCGAGAACGACUUUUUACUGUCAAUAUCGGCUGCGGAGUUUCAUUUUUUAAUGAUUUCUGUUGGUGACGUGCCUUCGGAUUUUUUCCAAUGAAAACAAUGUGCCUUGGCUCAGAAAAGGUUGAAAAACACUGCACUGUACGAAGAUCCCAAUAUUCCCCCAACAAACAGUUCUGUGAGCUCUGAUAU